Molecule: messenger RNA, 2269 nt
Organism: Megalobrama amblycephala (Wuchang bream)
Lineage: Eukaryota; Metazoa; Chordata; Actinopteri; Cypriniformes; Xenocyprididae
Product: odorant receptor 131-2-like
Exons: 1
Coding region: 60-1031 (323 amino acids)
Biological process (GO): G protein-coupled receptor signaling pathway
Cellular component (GO): membrane
Molecular function (GO): G protein-coupled receptor activity
Source: RefSeq, a predicted model, not a curated record
UUAUCACAACCUCCACCUUCUGACUUUCAUUUUUUCCAUGGCUUAUUUAUGCUAUCAUUAUGAACUUAACAGUUAACAAUUUGAGCAGUACAUCUAGUUUGAAAGCAUUAAGUGAGAAGCCUUUGAUUGUGCAGGUAGUGGUGGGGAUUCUCAUGUAUGUGAACGGACUGAUGAUUUUCACCUUUCUGAAGAAAGAAACCUUCAGGGACACGCGCUACAUUCUGUUUGCUCAGACUCUUUUUGUAGACUCUGCUCUUAUGCUGUUGUCUGAUUUAACACUUUUGGGGAUAUUUUACAAGUACCCCAUGCAAAUGAUUCCUUGCUGUAUGAUCUGCUCACUUAUGAAUUCGCUUGCUGUUUGUUCACCCAUAACUCUUGUAGCAAUGUGUUUGGAGCGCUAUGUGGCGAUAUGUUUGCCUUUAAGACAUGCCAGCAUCUCCACCCCCAAAAACACUUUCAUUGGGCUUCUCAUCAUAUGGAAUGUCAGUUUUGCUCUCCCACUGUUUAUUCUUAUAGUCUAUUUUGCUUAUCUUCCUCCAGGUGUCAUGUUCUCAUAUGUUGUAUGUAGUGGGGAGAUCAUGUUACAGGUCAAAUGGCUGGCGGACACGAGGGCGGCAAUGCUACAGCUCUUAUUCAUCAUGAUGUUGUGUUUUAUUGUCUCCACCUACAUCAAGAUUAUGAUUGCGGCCAGGUCAGCCUCCUCUGAGAACAAGAAGUCAUCAAAUAAGGGUCUAAAAACUGUUCUUCUCCAUGGCAUUCAGCUGCUUCUGUGUAUGGCGCAGCUUAUAAUCCCUUAUAUAGAAAUGCCUUUUUGGAAAUUAGAUGUCAUGCUGUUUAUGAAUGUAAGGUACUCAAAUUUCAUUUUGUUUGUGAUCUUGCCUCGUUGUCUGAGUCCCUUAGUUUAUGGAUUACGAGACAAAAAGUUUUAUAAUGCUCUUAGAUAUUAUGCCUUUUGUGGCAUUUGUAAUCAGCAAAAAAUACGAGAUGGUAAAACCUUGAAAGAUGUACUAAGCAUUUCCAUACACAAUUAAACUUCACACAGUAUAGUGCAUUGUUUUAUUAAAAUAAACAGCACCAAUGUUUAGCAUUCAUUUAAAAAAUACACUUGAUAUUUAUUAAAUAUAAUUCUUUUCAAACAUAAUAAAUAUAAUUAUAUAGGCUAAUGUAAUGUUUAAAUAUUUAACUUUGUAAUAUUUAUAAAUCUAACUCUACAUAAACCUGUCAAAUAUAGCAUUAUAUUUAUAGCGGCCAAAACUGAUGUACAAGCCUUGGAAGAUUGACAUCUUCACCCUUUAUUCAAAUUUUAUUAUUAAAAAUGUGUUAAUUUUGUAAGCAUAUUGCGUAGUUGUGCUUGGGGUCAAUUGUUUUAUUUGUGAUAAUGCAAUGAAACAUGCCAAAUUCUGCAAACAUAAUUUGUGUGUGUACCAUUUUUUAAGUUAUUUUAUUUAUUAACUCUGUACCAAAGAAUAUUUUGUAUCCAGUAUCUGUUCAGAAUGAAAAAAACAACAACAUUUUAACAGACCUGCUAUUAUUAUGAAAAAGAUAUAGGCCUACAAUAUAAGAUAUAAGUCUAGGUUGUGUUUUUGGUGUUCUAUCACAAGCCUUUCCUAAUUCCAGUUCCUAUUAAAUGUGUUGUUGAAUAUGCACAUUAAUGUGUUACUGUCAAUAAUAUAUCUGAAAGAGGAAAAUAAAAGAAACCAAAAUGGCUCUAAAGUGACCCUAUAGUUGGAUGUGGAACCAGUGACCAAGUAGUAGAUUAGAACAGUGGUCUGACUCACCAGCAUCAGUAGGUUAGUCUUAUCUGAUCCUGCAGUAUCUCUUACUCACCACAAGAGGUCACUGUCCACCGUAUAUCUAACUAUUCUAAACGUUUCCGACCAGUGUUGCCAACUUAGCGACUUUGUCGCUAUAUUUAGCGACUUUUCAGACCCCUUUAGCGACUAUUUUUCAAAAAAGCGCCUAGCGACAAAUCUAGCGACUUUUUGGACAAACCUCAGUAACUUUUCAAAUGUCACCAGCACUGUCCUGUGAGCGCGAGGUCUUGCUUUCCCGCUGCCGUCACACCUCUCUCGGCGUUUACUCUGUUCAGUGAGUGGCUGAGAGGAGCAGCAGCACAUUCAGUGCACGGCAUCUGACAGACGUGAAUGAGUGAGCUACACACGAGCACUUGCCACGGAAGGGACUAAAGACUAUUUCUGAUUCUCCUUUGUUUUAUAUUUAAAUAAUUUAGUUUGAAGGUUUUGAUUUCCAUUUUUCUUGUGUGCUUAUC